This is a messenger RNA of Hevea brasiliensis (rubber tree), 1294 nucleotides long. RefSeq lists its product as uncharacterized. Gene Ontology annotation, cellular component: membrane. The transcript is spliced from 4 exons. Gene Ontology annotation, biological process: Golgi vesicle transport. Lineage: Eukaryota; Viridiplantae; Streptophyta; Magnoliopsida; Malpighiales; Euphorbiaceae. Bases 59 to 1051 code for a protein of 330 amino acids. The record is from RefSeq and is a predicted model, not a curated record.
CCUCCUCUUGCAUGACCAAAAUCUUGUUCAAGGUGACCAUCCCGACCCAAGGCUGCUUAUGUCAAUAGAAUAUCACAAGCGAGAUCUUGCAACCAUACUUGAAACUGUAAAAUGGCAGUUGGAAGAUUUUGAAAGAGCUGUCAACUCAUCAGCUAUGCAAGACAAAUCUCGAUCUAAGGAAGAUGUUAUUUCUAGGCAUUGUCAGUUCAUUAGAGCCAUUAGGGAACAAAUAAAUCACGUUGAGACAAGUGUGGAUGGCCCAUCUAUGGGAGAUUCCAUGAAAAAUUCUGAAUGGAUUAAUUUAAAUGAACAAGAUAGAGAUGGGUUAGCUUUAUUUCUUAUUGGAGGAAAUACCUCUGAACAUUCAAAUCAUCAUGACAUGGAAGAUAGUAGCAUUUUGAGAAGAUUCCUUGAUCGGACUUCAUCAUCUAGUUUAAAAGAUGAUGAAAUUGUUGAGCACAGUAACUUAGAAUUCAAGAAUUUAAAAAUGAACGGAGAUGUACAUGCAGACCAUCACUCUGUAAAGGAAAAAUACCUAAGAAAGAUGGAUUCUCCUUUCCCUACAAGAUUAAGCUCAGAUAUGCAAGAGAUCUCUUGUAACAGGCAAGACGAUACUGGCAAUUGGGACCUGGAAGCGAAUGAUGCCACAUCUAAAAGUGUUUUCCGCGAAAAGAAAUUUAGGGCGUUCCAGGGCAGAAUGAACUUUAGAUUCUUGAACAAUCUGUGGGCUAUGAGCGGGAGCAGGGUCACUAAGAGCUAUAUAAAGAGAUUGAAAGAUGGGGAAGAACAAAGGCAAUCCACGAGAUACAUUGAUGUUAGCGCUUCUGCACAGGGUCAAUGUGUGGGACCAAGGUUAGGAUAUAGAAGUAGCAGCUUGGAAGGAUUAUUCUCUAGAUUUCGAGCAAAUCUAAUGGUCCUGGUUAGCAGCCUGGGAGCAAGAUAUCAAAUAUUUCCCUUUCAUCUUCCAAUUAAUCGACACACAAUUCAAAUGAUAUUCACGACAAUCUUUGCACUCAUAUUUUUGGGUAUACUGGUGUCCAGGAUUGCUUGAAACUGGAAAUUUGCUGUAAGUUCUGCAAAUUAUUCAUGGAGAUGAAGCAUCAACCGCUGGAAAAAAACAAUUAAAUGUACGAACUCUCCACAUCGAGAUUUUGCUUGGGAGCUUAACCAUAUUCACUCCAGUUGAAAAUUUUAACGAACUGAGUAAAUAAUUCCAUGGUCUUGUAAUAUUCUCACUACUAAUGAAAAUAUUUAAAUUGUAAGAUGUAUUUAAAUAUAUGGAAAAACUUUAUUA